GGCAACAUCAAAGUGUUGUCAGCUUGACUGUCACGUUGGAAUUAUUCUCGUUAUUGGAAAUAUCGGUCAUUUUUGAAAAAUUGUAAUUAAAAAGUUUUUCAAAUAAUAAUCAAGAAUAUUGCAACAGAUUUAAAAUGUAUGAGGGAGAAGAAUACGUAGACAGCGAGUAUGAUCCAUAUGCGUAUCAUAUGAAUAAUUAUGAUUAUGAUCCCCAUGGUCCAAGUUAUGAUUUGGAAAGGCAAUAUUCUCAAACAUAUAAAAUACCAGAACCUGUUUGUAAAUUUUUAGUCCAUUUGCGUAAAGCAAUUAGUGACGGAAAUGCAUAUGAAACUCAAAAUUUAUAUGAAAACAGUAUAAGAAAAAAUGGGCCCACUGUCAAUCAACGUUUUGAAUCUUAUUACAAUUACUGUGAUCUUUUCAAUUGUAUUCUCAGUGCUGAAGGUCCCGUUCCUCUUGAGUUACCAAAUAGAUGGCUUUGGGAAAUAAUCGAUGAAUUCAUUUAUCAGUUUCAGGCAUUUGGACAUUAUCGUAGCAUGUUAGGUAAAAAAAGUCCUGAAGAAAUUGAAUUGCUCCGAUCGAAUCCAAAGGUGUGGAAUGUCCAUAGUGUAUUGAAUGUUUUACAUUCACUUGUAGAUAAAUCAAAUAUCAAUUGCCAAUUGGAAGUGUAUACAAGUGGAGGAGAUCCAGACAGUGUAGCUGGAGAAUUUGGUCGUCAUCUUUUAUAUAAAAUGCUUGGUUAUUUCAGUCUUGUUGCUUUACUUCGUCUUCAUUCAUUGUUGGGAGACUAUCAUCAAGCCAUAAAAGUUUUAGAGAAUAUUGACCUUAAUAAAAAUAGUAUGUAUUCGAGAGUUGCUGCAUGCCAGAUAACAACAUAUUAUUAUGUCGGAUUUGCUUACAUGAUGAUGCGUAGAUAUGCAGAUGCUAUCAGGACAUUUUCGAACAUUCUUCUCUACAUUCAAAGAACAAGACAAAUGUUUCAGCAACGAACUUAUCAAGUUGAUCAGGUAUAUUUUACUCAAAAUUUAUUAAUACUAAAAAGUAUGUAUUCGAGAGUUGCUGCAUGCCAGAUAACAACAUAUUAUUAUGUCGGAUUUGCUUACAUGAUGAUGCGUAGAUAUGCAGAUGCUAUCAGGACAUUUUCGAACAUUCUUCUCUACAUUCAAAGAACAAGACAAAUGUUUCAGCAACGAACUUAUCAAGUUGAUCAGGUAUUUUUUUUAAUUGUAAAAUUAAAAACAAUUUUAUAUUUUAUUAACAGACAAUUAAAGGAAUUUGAGACAUGUUUUUCAUUUGCUUGCCCCAAAUUUCUCUCACCAGUUUCUCCUACUUAUGAUGCAGAAAUACCAUCUAAUUAUCACAAGGAACCAUUUUUUCUUCAAUUGAAAGUUUUCUUGGAUGAAGUACAACAACAAAUCAUGUUGCCAAAUAUAAGAAGUUACAUGAAACUCUAUACAACUAUGCCUAUCUCAAAAUUAGCCGCAUUUUUAGCUAUGGAAGAAGAAGAAUUUCGAACACAUUUACUCUGUUUUAAGCAUAAAAUGAAAAACAUGGUUUGGACUAAAGGUACAAAUGGAUUAGAAGGAGAAUUUCAAUGUGGUUCUGAAGUUGAUUUUUUCAUAGACAAAGAUAUGGUGCACAUUGCUGACACAAAAGUUGCAAGAAGAUAUGGAGAUUUCUUUAUUAGACAAACUUUAAAAUUUGAAGAACUUUAUCACAAGAUUAAUAAUUUACAAUUAUAAAUGUACUGGUAUUAUUCAAAAUCAAAUAAUUUGGAAGAAUGGUAUACAUGUGAAAUAUCUUUCUUUUUUUCAAUAAAGAUAUAAUGUUCUAAAUA
This is a messenger RNA of Centruroides sculpturatus (bark scorpion), 1834 nucleotides long. RefSeq names its product eukaryotic translation initiation factor 3 subunit L-like (gene eIF3l). The record is from RefSeq and is a predicted model, not a curated record. Gene Ontology annotation, biological process: translational initiation. Gene Ontology annotation, molecular function: translation initiation factor activity; protein binding. Gene Ontology annotation, cellular component: cytoplasm; eukaryotic translation initiation factor 3 complex. The transcript is spliced from 18 exons. NCBI's taxonomy places the organism in Eukaryota, Metazoa, Arthropoda, Arachnida, Scorpiones, Buthidae. The coding region runs from base 135 to 1739 and encodes 534 amino acids.